AUGUCGGGCCCAGUCGCGACCGCUCGCCCUCCGCAGGCUCUCCGCUUGCGCCGUGAGUCCCAACGGCCUGGCGUCGCCCGCACCAUGACGAGACUACCCAACACAGAAGAUGAGAGCGCGAAGCAGGACACCAGGCGCUAUGUCUACACGCAGCAGGACAUUCUGGCUAGGCACAAGGGCAAGCCGCCGUCUCUCCGCGUCUACCUGCAUCCAAAGCACUUUCGCAUAAACGACUCGCAGGAGACGCUGUCGUAUGCCUCGCCUAUGCGCGAGCUUCUCCAGGCUAUCCGCGACAAGGUUGUCCCCCACAACAUGUCCGAGGACCUUUACGCCGUCGACACGCCCUGGUACGACAACUGCCUCAUUGUUGAGGUGCAUGACUAUCGCUCGAGCGGUGUAAAGCCAAAGGACGAUACCAACAGCACCGGCGAGGGUGGCACCAGUGCUUUCUCUAUCCACAAUUACAACAACUUCAUCACGCCCUCCCCAUUUGCCCCCUUUCCCUCCAGCAAGCCCGCCUCGAAGCCCGCCCCGGCCGACGCACUGAGCAAGGAAGGGAGCACCAAGGAGGACAAGGAGAAUAUGCCAGCCCCGGGACAGAAUGGUGCCUCGCAGAAGCAGCCGCCGAGGGCCAAGGUCACCACCGUGGUUCUCUUCCCAACCCCGCAGUCCCACUUGACCGACAUACAACUGCUGGCCACUACACCUAUGCCUGACAUGGCAACACUCAAGAGGAUGCAGGCUGCUGGAAGAGCCGCAGGCAUGCCGCCAACUCCACUCACUGCGGUGCCUCCCACGCCAACUUUCCCCGCAGGACCCAGCCCGAAGCGUCAAAAGAUGGUUCUAGACGACAGCAACGUGCACGAGUUCGAGGCCGAACUUUACAACGCUACCUGCCCGAAGCUGUAUCUGGAGCCCACGAAGAGUCUUGGGGAAUCCCUUGCGCUGAUGGAGGCCAUCACACAUCCCAACAACCAGAAUCCUGCACCCGUCCGAAAGGCGCGGAAGAGGACUACGGCCGAACUGGCUGCCGACGAAGCUGAUGCUGCCACUUUGCAACGCUUCAUGUUGGCGGGCGAUGAACAACAGGCGACUAUGGCUGCCAUGGCUUCUGGAAAUGACGAAGGCACAGGGCGCGUGGCCCACAACUCGCAGACCUUCUCCCGCUUCAAGACCCUCGCCAGCAUCAAGUCCAAUCACGAGGAAGCAGAUCGACGUAAAAAGGAGGAAGAUGCCCGAAUCGCCCAAGCCAAGAGACAGGCGGCCGAGGUCGAGACUCAGAAGAGGCGAGACAUGGAAUCGAACAGGCAGCAAGCCGAGUUGGUGGAGAGACAACUGCUUCUUCGCCAGCAAGCCCAACAGCAGGCACAAUUACAGCAAAAUCAGACCCAGCAGAACGAAGCUCUGCGAGCCGCUACCCAUGCGCAGCAAAUGUCAAAUGCCGCCGCGGCACAGAUUGCACAGACACCCCAAUCGGCAACCCAGCCUCAAUUCUCCCCUGUGGUACGGCAGCACACUCCUUUGACCGCCGCCACAGCUUCUCCGCAUGUCAAUGGCCAAGCCUCUCAUCCUAGGGGAGGUACACCGAUGGUCGCAACAGCUUCGAACCACGCAAUCGCCAGCCCUGCUCGACCCCCGUCCGCUGUUUCUCAUCAUCCAAUGGGACGUACUAUAAGCCAACAGCAAAGUGCUAGUAGAACAGGUACACCGCAGAUGGUUCAGGGCACACCUGUCAUGAAUCCAUCUAUGCCAAAUCGCAACAUGACGCCUACUCCAAGCCGCAUGAGCCAAAGCAGCCCGUCUAUGGCAAUGCAAGGACAAACGCCAAUGAUGAUUCAUACCCCUCAGCCUGGUCAGAACAUGACCCCUGAAGCGAUGCAACAGUUGCAAAACCAGCAGCGAAUGAAUCAAAUUCGGAUGCAGCAAAUGCAACAGGGCAUGUCUCCAGGUAACCAGCAGCUGCAACAAGUUGCGAUACAGAAAGCCAGUAUGCACAUUCAACAACAAGGACUUCCUCCGGGCCAGAAUUUGCAAGCCUAUCGUCAACAACUCGCGCAGCAAUUCUACCGCCAGCUGACACAGCAGCCUGUUCAGCAGCAGCAGCAGCAGCAACAACAACAGCAGCAGCAGCAGCAAGCCAUGCAAAACAUGUCCCCUCAGGGUGUACCGCAAGCCGGUAUGCCCCAACAAGGCAUGAACAUGACUAAUAUGAGCAUCCAGCAGAUGCGCCAGAAUUAUAACUCGCGCAAAGCCAACCUCCUGCAAACGUACGGCACCCAAAAUGUCCCGGCCCAAUAUAUCCAGCAAAUGCAGCAACUCGAGAUGGCCAUCAAGACUCGAGAGCAACAGGCACAACAACAACAGCAGCAGCAACAGCAACAGCAACAGAUGCAACAGAUGAAUCCCGCUUUGCAGGGUCAGAUGCAAGGCCAGAUGAACGCACAAAACGUACAGAAUCCGAUGCAAAUGCAACAAUACCAGCAAAUGCUCCAACAACAACGCGCCAAUCAAGCCCGCCAGCAGCAGAUCAUGGCGAUGCGACAGCAGCAAGCUUUGCAGCAAGGUGGCCAGAUCCCGCAGGGCAUGAUGAACAACAUGCAGGGUAUGAACAUGGCGAACAUGAAUGGUGUCAAUAUGGGGAACAUGGGCAAUAUGCAGGGUAUGAAUAUGACCCAGAUGCAGGGCAUGCAAGGCAUGGGCGGCGUUCAAGGUGCUCAGGGCAUGCAGGGAAUGAAUAUGGGGCAGAUGAAUCAGCAGCAGCAGAUGCAGCAACAGAUGAUGAUGAUGCGACAGGCGCAGCAGCAAGCGCAGAGGAUGGGCCAGCAGGGCCAGCAGGGUGGUGGUGGUGGAGACAUGGGAUGGAGCGGCGUGUAG
This is a messenger RNA of Cucurbitaria berberidis CBS 394.84, 2874 nucleotides long. RefSeq lists its product as uncharacterized. The transcript is spliced from 2 exons. Lineage: Eukaryota; Fungi; Ascomycota; Dothideomycetes; Pleosporales; Cucurbitariaceae. Gene Ontology annotation, biological process: selenocysteine incorporation. The record is from RefSeq and is a predicted model, not a curated record. Gene Ontology annotation, cellular component: ribonucleoprotein complex. The coding region runs from base 1 to 2874 and encodes 957 amino acids. Gene Ontology annotation, molecular function: mRNA 3'-UTR binding; selenocysteine insertion sequence binding; ribonucleoprotein complex binding.